Messenger RNA from Enterobius vermicularis (human pinworm), 1065 nucleotides. The record is from the annotation of a GenBank genome assembly. Lineage: Eukaryota; Metazoa; Nematoda; Chromadorea; Rhabditida; Oxyuridae.
AUGCCUUUGUCUUGCCGUAGUGUAAACUAUGAAGAAGCUGAGGCUGCAUGCGCUACAUUAGGAGCUAAAAUUACUACAGCUCGAACCGAGGCAGAGAAUACGCGAUUGAACAAGAUUGCUAACGGAAAAAAAUUUUGGUUAGGAUUAAAAAGAAUCAAAUCAUCGAGAUGGAAAUGGGUCGAUGAAGGACCACUGAUUUUUAAUUCCUGGUCAGGUGGUAAGCCGUCAACAACCCAUGAUUGCGCUUUAGCAGCCAAUUAUGGCUUAUGGCAUACAUAUCCGUGUCAAAAAAAAAUUGAAAACUCUAUUGGACAGGAUAAAAAAAACCGGAGAGAAGCAUUUUUAUCUUGUUCUGGGAAGUCGGCUACACUUCUACAGCUUGAAGAUUUAGAAGAAGAAAAUUUUAUUAAAGACUUCUUAGUUGGACAGAGCUUCAGUAACAAAGACAAAAAGGAUAAGGAUGGUCCAGUGGCAGUAUGGUUAGGAGCUGAAAAGAAAGAUAACAACUGGGUAUGGGAUGACAAUCAAGAUUUUAAAUACACACACUGGGAAAUGGGACAACCUGACGGUUGUUGCGGUUCAAAUGUAAUUUACGCUACUUUAAACGUGACAAAACAGGGAAGUUUUUGGGACGAUACCGAUGUAGAAGUGCAGCACAAUUUUAUUUGCAAGUACACAAUUCAAGAACCUGAUGAACCAACUCCUUUUAUAACCGAUCAGACAAUAGUUAUCAGCGUCACCAAACCAUCGACUACUGCCUUUGCCACUGUGACUAUCGAUGAAAAAGCACAGAAAGGACAAGUUGGUCUGGGCACGCUUAUUAUGAUAAUAGCCGGUAUUCUUCUGGCAAUUACAAUAGCAAUGACCGCAUGCUUCUCAAGAAGAGAAAUUAUUGUCGCCCCACAACCCUUUUAUUACGAAAUUCCACUGGAAGCAGACGAAGGACCAAUGCUUGUCAAUGAACCACUCCACAGUGCUGAGCUUUUCACCCAGUCUACACAACCCAAUAUUCAGAUAGCUCCUGAAGAUCGAUUAUAUGACCAGUAUGCUAAACGCCCUGUCUAA